AUUUUGGCCUUCUAUGCAAAUUUGAUGCAAAUAGAAGCAAAAGAACAGUAAAGUUGACUAUAGUCCAAACAUUUUAGCAGAAGUACGCCGACACUGGCCUGUUGCCUCCUCCGCCUCUUCACGACGGCGAUUUCGCCCUCUUUUCCCGACCAAAGUUUCCAAGCGUGAAGUUGCACUUCAGCAUGGAGAAAAUAUUUUAUCAAUUUCAGGGAGUCCAUUGAAUUUGAACUAGAUGGACCAGUAUGAAAAAGUUGAGAAGAUUGGGGAAGGAACAUAUGGUGUAGUGUACAAGGCUCGUGACCGUGUAACUAAUGAAACUAUUGCACUGAAGAAAAUAAGGCUGGAGCAGGAAGAUGAGGGGGUACCAAGCACAGCUAUUAGAGAAAUCUCUCUCUUGAAAGAGAUGCAACAUGCUAAUAUUGUGAGGUUGCAGGAUGUGGUGCACAGUGAAAAGCGAUUGUAUCUAGUGUUUGAAUAUCUUGACUUGGACUUGAAGAAGCACAUGGAUUCAUGUCCUGAAUUCUCUAAGGAUCCACGUUUGGUUAAAAUGUUCUUGUAUCAAAUACUCCGUGGUAUUGCUUAUUGUCAUUCUCAUAGAGUUCUUCAUCGAGAUUUGAAGCCUCAGAACUUGCUGAUAGAUCGACGUACAAAUGCUUUAAAGCUGGCAGACUUUGGAUUGGCUAGAGCAUUUGGUAUUCCUGUCAGAACUUUCACUCAUGAGGUGGUGACAUUGUGGUACAGGGCACCAGAAAUACUGCUUGGAUCACGCCAUUACUCUACUCCUGUUGAUGUGUGGUCAGUUGGUUGCAUAUUUGCUGAGAUGGUGAAUCAGCGCCCUCUGUUUCCUGGUGACUCUGAGAUUGAUGAACUUUUCAAGAUUUUCAGAGUGAUGGGUACUCCAAAUGAGGAUACAUGGCCUGGAGUGACUUCUCUGCCUGAUUACAAAUCUGCCUUCCCAAAAUGGCCUCCUAAGGACCUGGCAAUUAUUGUACCAAAUGUUGAUGGAGCAGGCCUUGAUCUUCUUGGUAAAUCUCUUGCCCCCAUGUUACUCAUGCCAUCCCUUGUUAUUCAUUCAGAAAAUGCUCUGCUUGGAUCCCAGCAAGAGAAUCACCGCCAGGAAUGCCCUUGAGCAUGAGUACUUCAAGGAUAUUGGGUAUGUGCCGUGAUUAUUUGCCCCUUCAUCCAGAAUGCUUUUGUAAAUUUGGUAUGUCGUCUACAAGGUUUUGUUCUGGAGAAUCUGCGUGAUCUUUAGGGCUUUUUUGGUCCCCCUCAAGUUUUUCUUCCAUUGUGAUUCAUGUCCCAACAUCUGUGGUCACAAUUCGUGUCCACAUGUUGUAGAAUACUUUCCAGUGUAAUAUCCUUUUGGUUCUAUUUUGCGGUUCAGUAUCCUUGUACAAUCAAUACUUGUUUAGAUACAAUACUGGAUACUGUAAUGUUAAAUAGAUUGGUUUUGGUGUGUCAGAAGUUUUAAAUAGUUUUGCCUGGAGUUAAACAAAGCUUGAGUUGA
Messenger RNA from Solanum dulcamara, 1507 nucleotides. RefSeq names its product cell division control protein 2 homolog A-like. The transcript has 10 exons. Gene Ontology annotation, biological process: signal transduction; regulation of gene expression; protein phosphorylation. NCBI's taxonomy places the organism in Eukaryota, Viridiplantae, Streptophyta, Magnoliopsida, Solanales, Solanaceae. The record is from RefSeq and is a predicted model, not a curated record. Bases 233 to 1129 code for a protein of 298 amino acids. Gene Ontology annotation, molecular function: cyclin binding; ATP binding; cyclin-dependent protein serine/threonine kinase activity. Gene Ontology annotation, cellular component: cytoplasm; nucleus; cyclin-dependent protein kinase holoenzyme complex.